GACAUCGUCCUCCAAGAUGCAUAUUUCUGUCCUGAAUGGACACCUUCCGAUUCAGGCCGCAGGGUGGUCACUUGCAGCCUCUACCGACCUGGGCUGUGAUACGCACAUUCCUCUGCAUUCCUGGGUCUCAUGCAGGUUUCUCUUGACCGUUGAGAGCAGAUUCGAGGGUCAGGUGCCUGGAUGGACAGUCCCCUGCAUAUUUGGCUGAUCCCCUGACUCUCUUCUCCCCGCAGCUAGGAACCGCUGCCCUGAUCAUGGACCCAGAAUGCUCCAGGCUCCUCCCGGCUCUCUGUGCUGUUCUGGCAGAUCCCAGGCAGCUGGUGGCAGAUGACACCUGCUUGGAGAAACUGCUGGAUUGGUUUAAAACAGUGAUGGAGACAGAGUCCAGCCUCCAACUGCUGCAGGACCACCCCUGCCUAAUGGAGCUACUGUCCCAUGUGCUGAAGCCACAGGACGUGAGCCCCAGGGUCCUCUCCUUUGCUCUACGCCUUGUCGGGAUCUUUGCAGCCCAGGAAGACUGUUUCCAGUACCUCCAGCAGGGGGAGUUGUUGCUGGGGCUCUUUGGGGAGACGGGUGCCCUCAGCUGGGCAGCCUGGAGCGUGCCCAGUGUGCGCAGUGGCUGGAUCCAGGGCUUGUGCUCCCUGGUACGCCACCCCAGCGCCCUGCACUUCCUGGCUGACAGUGGUGCUGUGGACACGAUCUUCUCCUUGCAGGGAGACCCCAGCCUGUUUGUGGCCUCUGCAGCCAGCCAGCUCCUAGUACACAUCCUGGCUCUGGCCAUGCAAGGUGGGGCUUCAGGGUCCCCCACCCGAGAGGCUGCUGCCUGGCCCGUCUGUGCUCAGAAGAUUGUGAACCAUGUGGAAGAGUCCUUGCAUUCCAAAGCCACCCCACAGGUCACACAGGCCCUGAAUGUACUGACCACCACUUUUGGGCGCUGCCAUAGCCCCUGGACAAGGGUCCUCUGGGAGCGGCUGAGUCCUCCUGUUGCCUGCCUGUUUGAGAGAGACCCCAUUCCAGCUGUCCACUCACUCAUGGACCUUCUCCUCAGCGUGGCCAGGUCUCCUGUGUUGAAUUUUUCAGCCUGUGGUUUGUGGGAGAUGCUGGCCCAGACUCUGAACCGCCUGAGCCCCACACAAGCUGGGCCUCUAGCUCUGGGGACCCUGAAACUCCAGCAUUGUCCCCAGGAACUGAGAACCCGGGCCUUCAGUGUCCUCCUCCAGCCCCUGGCCUGUAUCCUGAAAGCCACCACUCAGGCGCCUGGACCUCCAGGCUUGCUGGACGGGGCUGCAGAUAGCUUGCUGACUGUGGAUACACUCUUGUCAUCUAAGUCGACCUGUGUGGGACUUCUCUGCCAGACUCUGGCUCACCUGGAGGAACUACAGAUGCUGCCCCAGUGCCCCUCCCCCUGGCCCCAGGUGCCCCUGCUGGGUGCUGCGGUGACCAUAUUGCGUCUCUGUGAUGGCUCGGCGGACCCCAGCUCCAGUGUGGGAGGUCGUCUCUGUGGGACCCUGGGUGGCUGUGUUCGUGUUCAGCGAGCAGCCCUCGACUUCUUGGGGACACUGUCUCAAGGAAUGGGCCCCCUUGAGUUGGUGCUGGAGGUGUUUGCGGUUCUCCUGAAGACCCUCGAGAGCCCAGAGUCCAGCCCAAUGGUCCUGAAAAAGGCCUUCCAGGCUACCCUCAGGUGGCUCCAGAAUUCACACAAGACCCCCAGCUGCUCUGACCUCAGCGCUGAUGCCCUGCUGUUCCUUGGAGAGCUAUUCCCCAUACUACAGAAGCGUCUGUGCAGCCCGUGUUGGGAGGUGAGGGACUCCGCCCUGGAGUUCCUGACGCAUCUGAUCCGACACUGGGGAGGGCAGGCUGACUUCAGAGAGGCACUGCGUUCCUCAGAAGUGCCUGCGUUUGCCCACCAGCUCCUCCAAGACCCCGAGAGUUAUGUCCGAGCAAGUGCAGUAGGCGCUGCUGGGCAGCUCUCUACCCGGGGCCUACAGGCCGCUCCCACCAGCCCCGAGAACCCGCAGGCCCAGCAGGGCCUACUUAUGGACCUCAUGCAUAUCCUGUCUACGGACUCAGAGGGCUUCCCUCGGAGGGCUGUCUUACGGGUCUUUACUGAGUGGCUGAGGGAUGGCCAUGCUGAUGUGGUUCAAGACACAGAGUGGUUUGUGGGCACUGUGCUGCAGGCAGUGAGCCGGGAUCUGGACUGGGAGGUCCGAGUGCAGGGUUUGGAGCUGGCACAGGUGUUCCUCAUCCAGGCAAUGGGGCAGCCCAGCCUCCGCUGUCCCUAUACAGUGGGCCUGCCUGAGGCCACCUCUCCCAGCCCACACCCAGAAUUCUUGCAAACUCUUUGCCGUCUGCCGCUCUUUGAGUUUGCUUUUUGUGCCUUGCUUGACUGUGACCGACCAGUGGCCCAAAAGGCCUGUGACUUGCUCCUCUUCUUGAGGGACAAGACAUCUUCCUGCAGUGGCACCCAGGAGGCUGGGGAUAACCCUAGUUCAGCCUCUGUGGAGGCUGUGCUGCAGAGGUGGCGGGAGGGUGAGCAGGGCCAGCCCCUGGGGGACCUGGAUCCUGAGGCCAUGCUAGCUAUCCUGCGGUCCCUGGACCUGGAGGGCCUGCAGGACAAGCUGGCCAAGAGCAGCGACCAUGUGGAAAAGAGCCCACAGUCCCUACUCCAGGACAUGCUGGCCACGGUGGGUAUCUUAGAGGAGAAUGAAGCUGACUGCUACUAAGGCCGUGUCCCCAUCCUUCAUCCCUCGCCAGCAGACGGACUCCAGCCCAGGCCAGUUGCUCAUGAACCCUCCAGGGAGUGGAUCAAAGUUCCUAUAUUUUAAGCCGGGUAUGAUGACACAAUUGUGGUUCCAGAGUUUUAAAGGCCAAGGGAGGAGAGGUAGAGUUCCUGCCCAGUGUGGAUUAGAUAGCAAUCCUGUCUCAAAAACCAAAACAAAAACUCUACCUUUUGUGUGCGUGUGCAUGCAGAUCAGAGGUCAGUCCCUGGUGUCUUUCCUCAGGUGCUGUCCACCAGUGAGGACGGGUCUCUCACUGGGACUUGGUUCUCACUGAUGAGACUUGCCGGUAAGGUCCAGGGAUCCUGUUCUCUUCUCCUAGCACUGGGAUUGUGAUACUGCAUCCCCACACCUGGGUUUUUACAUGGGUGCUGGCAUCUGAACUCAGGUCCUCAUGCUUGCACGGCAAGCACUUUAUCCACUGAACCGUCUCCCCAGGCCCCACAGACUCCUACCUUCUGAUGUAUUAUUAAAGAAGUGGCUUGUUUUCUCCUCAGAACAAGUAGCGUCCAAGUCUAUAAUCCUCCAAGUUAAUUUUGUAUAUGGUUUAACAUAGGUCCCACUGGUAUUCUUUCAUGCGUGGCCAUUUCACGCUCUCUACUCCAUCCAACGACCAAGGUUUAGGAGUCCCAUCGUCUGUAAUUUAAUUACUUGCAGGGCGGUGUUAGUACACACCUUCUAUCCCAGCACUUGUGAGGCAGAGAUAGGUGGAUCUCUGAUUUCAAGGCUAGCCAAGACUACUCAGAGAUAGCCUAUCUCAAAAGACC
This is a messenger RNA of Microtus oregoni (creeping vole), 3544 nucleotides long. Its product is annotated as BRCA1-associated ATM activator 1. Lineage: Eukaryota; Metazoa; Chordata; Mammalia; Rodentia; Cricetidae. Gene Ontology annotation, cellular component: nucleus. Gene Ontology annotation, molecular function: protein binding. The transcript is spliced from 14 exons. Gene Ontology annotation, biological process: cell population proliferation; DNA damage response; positive regulation of protein phosphorylation. The record is from RefSeq and is a predicted model, not a curated record. The coding region runs from base 255 to 2723 and encodes 822 amino acids.